UUGACAGCCCCUAACAUAGCGGCACUUUUGCAUUCCAUGCAUAUAUCAAAUAAGUUUUCUUUUUGUUUGCGAAUUCUUUUAUUUGUAGUUCUGUACAUCACACAUCUGAUUAAUUGGGCCAUAAAUGUACAUCAUGCACAGCAAUCGCCUGGCGCCGCUGGGCUACGAUCGGGAAACGAAUACAACGAUGAUAAGCAGCACUCGGAGAAGAGUGCCGAUCUGCUUAAUGCGCUGCUAAUGCCUUGUGUGCUUAGUUUAUUGAUUAGCUUAAUACACUCGCAGAUUGUGGCAACAAAUACGUUGCCGAGCGGCAGCAACAAGAACAACUUGCGUCUCUUUUCCUUGUGCGCUUUUGGCGAGAAACCGAAUGCGCCUAGAGAGCAGCGAUUGCGGCGACGCAAAAGUUUGUACGCUGCACCAUUUGGGAUCAACGCGAUGCGAAGAAGGUUCAGAUGUUUGUACUUGAGAUAGCCUCCGGCAUUAUUGCGUGCAUCGAUUCGCUGGGCGUAACCAACGAUUACAUUUACAUAGGCCUCGUCUGUCAGCCACAUGAUGAGCAACAGCAAUGCGGCCAUGGACGAUGUCAACGUGGACGAGUGCUGUGAUUCGAUUACGCAGCUGACCAGCGCUUCGUUUCAUCUGCAGCAUCUGGUCAAGGGUCGGGUCAAGCGCGCCCCAACCCGGCCGCUGAUUAAUGCGCCGCUGGCGGGAUAUUGGUAAUGGGCUGGAGAACUUUUUCAGACCCGGCUCGGUCACGCCCACAACGCUGACCCUGUUGGUGUCGCUCACGUCCGAGGAUGUCAUUUGUGGACAGCCCGACGAUGAGUACAGACGGCAACGGGACAACGCCCAACAUGGAGGACCGUGGACCCAUCAAGUUGGAACGGCAGUCGCCAUUGCUCAAGACUCUUGAUGUAUAUGUGUACAUAUAUAUAUAUUUAUAACAUAUAUUUUUAUAUAUUUAUAACAAAAAAGAUAUGUACAUGCAAGUAUUUGUGUUUUGCAAUACAAUACAAUACAGUACAACCAGAACAAAUAUAUAUACAUAACAAAAUAUAUAUGUUCAUGCAUGAGUUAAUAAAUUAUAAACUCUGCAUCGUGACGAUGAGACUGACUAAGAUUACUAUAUUCGGAACUAUAUGUACUAGAAAAGUUGGGAAAAUAAAACAUGUUUAAAGCUACAUGACACAGGCGAAUUAAAAAUAAUGCUAAAAGUCACAUAAAGAACUACAUAAAUAUAUAUAUACACAUUAAUUGUGAUGUAAUUGCUGAAAAUAAAACUUUAAACUAUAUAAUUGUAAUUGCUAACACUCAAAGAAAUUGUCUUAUAUUUGAGUUGUAAUGGAAUGCGGAGAAAAUGAGCAUAAAGCUAACGCAACAUAUAUUGUAUUUUUUAUAAGUAUUAAGAAAAUUACUUUUACGUCACUUUCUAUAUUCGUCUUACAAAAUGUUAAUAGUUGAAACUGUUCGUAAUAGUAAUUUUAAGCUUGUACAAGUAUAUCAUGUAUACAUUUUUUCAAAGA
Drosophila virilis is the source of this 1523-nucleotide messenger RNA. NCBI's taxonomy places the organism in Eukaryota, Metazoa, Arthropoda, Insecta, Diptera, Drosophilidae. The record is from RefSeq and is a predicted model, not a curated record.